AUGGAUGAUGGAAAACGAUGCAGGAAGCAUCAGAAUUCAGCAAAAGUCGCGAAGAAAAUGGGAAAAAGUAAAACACAACAACAGGAGGAACAACGUAAGGAAGGAGCACAUCUUAAAGGGAGAAUAGAAAACUACGGUACUUUGAAACCCUGUAUGUCCGACAGAGAUGAGGGUGAUGGUGAAUCUGUGCCUGAUAGCCCCAGUGAAGAUAAAGAGUCACCUGUAGCAGAAAACGAUAAAAGCCAAAAAAAUUUUAAUGUCAGCAUAGAACUGGAUGUGAUGGCUGUAAUUUUGUUUGUUUGUGGUGUUGCUACACGAAUGUACAGGCUGGAAGAACCAAGGAGUAUAGUUUUUGAUGAGCUUCAUUAUGGGAAGUAUGUGAGCCUGUACAUGAAACGCAUUUUUUUCUUCGAUGCUCAUCCACCACUCGGAAAACAGCUAGUUGCUGUUGCAGCAUAUUUGGCUGGUUUUGAUGGAAACUUUAAGUUUGAUCGUAUUGGGCGAGAAUAUGAAGAUUCAGUACCUUUAUUUGCACUGAGAUUUGUACCUGCAUUGUGUGGCAGUCUCCUCAUGCCUGUUGUGUACCACCUGAUGAUUGAAAUGGGUGUGUCUCAUUGGACUGCAGCAUUAGCUGGCUUUUUGCUGUUGUGUGACAAUGCCUUACUGACACAGUCAAGGUUUAUCCUGAUGGAAUCAAUGCUAUUGCUGUUUGCUUUGUUUGGGCUUCUCUGUAUUCUGAAGUUUCGACACUACAGCACAGCCCCUUACUGUGUGCAAUGGUGGUUGUGGCUUAUUAUGGGUUCUGUCUCUCUCACAUGUGCCUUGUGUGUGAAGUAUGUGGGGUUCUUUUCAUGUUCUCUUGCAAUGGCAAUACUUGCACAAGAUUAUUGGAAGCUGCUUGGGAACAGGAAGCUGUCAGAUUCAGCAAUUGUGUUCCAGUUACUGGCCCGAUUAAUAGUCGUUAUUGGAGUGCCUGUGGCGAUAUAUCUUGGGAUAUUCUAUGCUCAUCUCUCAGUGCUUACAUUAGCUGGACCACAUGACAGUGUAAUGUCAAGUGCCUUCCAGGCUAGUCUUGAGGGUGGCCUGGCAUCGAUAACCAGAGGACAGCCACUGGAAGUGGCACACGGUUCUCAAGUUACACUUCGUCACUCUCACGGAAGAACCUGCUGGCUGCACUCUCAUGCCCACGUGUAUCCAAUACGUUACCCAGACAAGCGUGGCAGCUCUCACCAGCAACAAGUUACUUGUUAUUCAUUCAAGGAUGUCAACAAUUGGUGGAUUGUAAAGCGUCCAUUAAGGAAUGACCUUGUGGUGUCACAGCCUGUAGAUGCCAUUCGACAUGGAGAUGUUAUUCAACUUGUCCAUGGAAUGACAAGUCGCGCUUUAAAUUCGCAUGAUGUUGCUGCUCCAAUGUCACCACAAAAUCAGGAAGUGAGCUGUUACAUCGAUUACAAUGUGUCUAUGCCUGCUCAGAACUUGUGGCGAGUAGAUAUUAUCAACAGAGAUCAAGUUGGGGAUGUCUGGCAUACGAUUGAGUCUCUAGUGCAUCUUAUCCAUGUGAAUUCGAGCCAAGCCCUGAAAUUUAGUGGACGUCAGUUACCAGACUGGGGCUUCAACCAACACGAAGUUGUCACAGACCGAGCCAUUCAUCAAGACGAUACUGUAUGGAAUGUCGAAGAACAUCGGUACACACAAACUGAGGAUCAGAAAGAUAGAGAAAGGGAACUCGUAAAUGCAGAGAUGAUACCUCUGCGAGCCACAACACUUUCCUUCUGGGAAAAGUUUCUAGAACUUCAAUACAAGAUGCUAUUCUCAGAUCAAGAAAAUGUUCAGAACCAUAUGUACAGCAGUGAACCACUUGAGUGGCCCUCGAUGACUAGAGGUAUCGCAUAUUGGGUGAGCCCGCACAGCAAUGCUCAGGUGCAUCUACUUGGAAAUCUUGUUGUGUGGUAUUCAGGCACUGUUAGUCUAUUACUUUACGCCAUUUUCCUCUGUGUGUAUGUUUUACGAAGAAGACGUCAGUGCUAUGAUCUGAACAAAGAUGCAUGGCACAAAUUUGUCACUAUUGGUGAAAUACUUCUUGUAGGUUACCUGUUUCAUUACAUACCAUUCUUCUUUGUGGAAAGGACACUUUUUCUGCAUCACUACUUACCUGCAUUUACCUUCAAAGUGCUAUUGACAGCUGCUAUGGUAGAACAUAUGCUAUAUUUUGUGAGGAGACCAUACCCUCACAGUGGAGAGGAAGUUGAAGAAAUCCUCAAUAUCCAUGCCAGGCCAGUGGAUCCUUACAGCCUGGGGCAGAAUCCCGAGUGACUCUGUUGCAAUAAGUUUCAAAAAGUGCUACCAAUCCAUAGCUAUGGAUGGCUCAGAAGAUGACAUAGGCCUAUUAUGGAGGGAGUGUCAGGAAGGAAGAAAUGGCAGUAGGCUUACAUAUGAAGAGGAUGAUACCACUGAUGAUAGUGAUGAUAAAAAGUAGUGAUACCACAAGCUCCUGGCUUCAGUAGUAGGCAGAAAAGGGAAGUGAAGAUAAAAGUUAAUGUAAACCAUUUAUUUUUGUUUAUUUUAUUUCUCCUGAUACUAUUAAAUGUAGUUGAUCAAUAAAUUGCAUAAAUUAGAACAGAUAUAAUGUUGACUUUUCUCGACAGAUUAUUUACAUUGAUAAAAGUUCGUUAUACGGAUUUGUUAAAAAUGAAAUUUUCUUGAGGAGAGCUGUCUUAUAGUUUGGUAAAUAUGGCAACUGGUAUUUCUCAAUCAGUUCCUGAUGCUCAGUCUCUAUCCCCUGAAAUUGGUGUGUAGGACGAGAAUGUCCAAGCUUAUUCUGGUACUGGCAAGGAGGGGUGGCAGAUCUACCUGCCAACAGAUCAAGCACCAUCAGCACAGGGCCGUGAAACUGAGAUAGUCCAGCCGAGGUCUGUAGGAGUAGUGGAGGAAGCAGCACUCCAGAGGCAGCAGGCUGUGCUAGUAUGACAGUGACAGAGAGACCAGCGAGUGUGGGCUCAGGUUGUAAUGGGGCAUGGGCUACAUUGUGUAAUUGCAAGGAGCACAGAUGGUGGUGGCUCCAAUGCUCGAUCCAGAAGUGAGAGGGACACCGAUUGCGACUGUGGUCACAGUCAGAGCUGGUUGCGAUGGUGGGUCAGAAGGCUGUGGCCGGCCGUGCAGUCAAACAGCUGAUGGCCCCUAUGGCCUACAAUGAUUUGAUAGGGGUGGUCUGAUAGGAGGUGAGGAAGCUGUGGAGUACUCCAUCGGUAGAUGACAUCAGCAAGGCCUUCCACAUCUGUGCUUUAAAAGUAUGGAUCAUCUGCCCGGCCUCUGCAUUGGAAGUGGGGUGAAAUGGGGCAGCAGUCAGGUAUUUGAUGCUGUUUUGGUGAGACAAGGCCUGAACUGCAGUGACAUCAGUUGGGAACCGAUGUCUGACAGCAGAGUUUAUGCACUCCAUGGGUGGCUAAUGUCAUUGGCAAGGCACAUUCAGUAGCACGGGUGCUAGUGGAAGGCAUCUGCACUAUCACCAUCACCACCACCACCACCACCACCACCACCACCAGCAGCAGCCACUUAACUGCCUGAAACAGUCUGGCAGAAUCCUAUGGGUGGUCAGGACAGCCAUGACGAGAAAUAUUGCCUGGGGGCCGUUUGGUUGAGGGAACAGGCACGAAAGGAGAGGCAUGCCGCAUACAAUGUCAGCGUCUAUGUUGGGUGUAAUUCUCAUUAACGUUUUUCAUUUAUUAAUUUUGCAGCUGUUGGAUUCGAGUAUGAAAGCUUCACAAAGAAUACACUUUGCUAAUAAUUGCACUUGAUCAAGUGCCUAAUAUAAACCCAUUUUUUUAUAAUUUAUGAAAAUCAAAGUUUUUCAGUCAUAAAAUGGAAUAAUAUCACUUUGAAUGAGUAACAGUACAGACCAUAUUAUUUUAUUGUAUUGAAUGAAAAACAAAUCAUAAAUUACUUUUACCCUACCAACUGACAUAAUACUUUCAAAGUCAAAAUCAACUCGUUAACAAAUUUCUUCAAAUAAUUAAUGUGUGAUGCGGUUUCUUACAAAAGCCUAACGACACCCGAAUACAUGGACAAGACCAAUAGUGCUUGUGUAUAGUUGACGUUGACUAGUAAGGCAGUUCCCCCAACAGAAAGAGGGUGGGCGCAGCUUUGAAAGUUCCGGAAACCAGCAGUGUGUAAGGAUUAUGAUUUACUACAGCGUAACACCAAUUAUAUCAGUACCCCCCCCUAGCCAAACAGAAUUUUUCCAAAAAUAUUCCAGAAAAAGUUUUUGAAAACUCAAAAAGAAACUUUAAAUCCCAAAGAAAGUUAUGAAUCAAUAACAAGAUCCCCAAAGAAACAUGCAACCUCGUGCUAAUGAACAACCGAGCAAUGGCUCCCUCCUCCUGAAUCAUCACACUGUAAUAUGAUAGAAAUAGCAAGCACAUUUUACAUUGUCUCCCUCUAAACCUAAAAUUAAAAUUUGUUUGCAUUUUAUUUGAAAAUGUGGUAAGUAGACAUGGGAUGUAUGCAGAAGAUCAAAUUGGUUAUACAGGGGGUCCCAGGAAGAACGGUCAGUGUAGAGGGAUGUGAUGGGACCAAUGAUUCAAAGGAAAAUCUAGUAAACAUGGGCUCUAAAAUGCAUAACUUAAGAACAGUGAGCUCAUGUUCAUCUUUGCUAAUGUGAAGCACAUCUCUUCUACCGAACCAAGUGCUGAAUAUUGACUGUUCUUCCUGGGACACUCAGUAUGAGUAACAUCAUACUUUACUACUGUAAAGGCAUCUUCAUGUAAAUCGUUAAAUGUUAUGCAUGCAGGUUGUGUGAAAAACAUUGUCAAUGCAAAAUAAUUAGAUCUUAAACAACUCAGAACAUUGUAUAUCUUCCCAUUAUCCAGCUCAACAUCACUAAAAAUGUUAUCUAUCACUCCAAUAGUAUGACUUCUGCGUCCUUCAGAUAUGUUUCCAAAGGCUCAGCAAAUAUAGAAGCUACUUCAAAUAUCCCCACGGGCAAAUAUUAGUCAGACUAUGCAAGAGGAAUGCACCCUCUCAGGGCAUUUAGACAAAUUGAAGCAAAUGAAGGCAACAUAUAUACAGUAAAACUUCGUUUAUACGUUUUUCAAUGGACUGCAGGAAAAAAAAUGUGUAAGUGUGAAAAACAUGUAUAUGAAAUAUAGCACCAUACUAUCAAAUUAAUUGGUAAACACAAAUGAAAAAUCCAGUAAUUAAAAAGUUACAACAUUAUAUAGGCUUACUAGAUUCCAUACUUAACAAGAAUAUAAAGAAAAAUGAAACCUCUAAACGUCAUUUUGUAAAAAAAGUCUGUAGAUUUUGCUUCUUUUUUCUUUGACGCAGCAGUAGCAUACACUGUACCCUCAAAACAGGAUAACUCUGUCAUUAUUUUGUCAGAAACAUUGAAGGAGGAGUAUGUGAAGGCAAAUAAAUUUAAUAUGUACUGCAGUCAUGAAAAAUUUUUAUUUCCACACAGGUUGUAGAUUUUCUCAUUUAUAUUCUCGGGGGCAUAUCCAGGCCGUACUUCACAGCUAAUAGCAUCCGGGUGUUUUUUUUUAAGCUCAAAUUUUUUAUUCUGGUUUUGUGUUUAGGAUGUCAUAAGCUACACAGUGCUUCAUCUAUCUCAGAAUAUUUCUAUCAAUUCCAUUAUACAUGCGACACACCAUGUAAAUUUAGGAGUCAUAUUGAUAAACAUUGUGUGUCAGACAGCUGCAGCUAGUGAUCUAAGUGAUUGAUUUCUCC
Messenger RNA from Schistocerca gregaria, 5721 nucleotides. RefSeq names its product protein O-mannosyltransferase 1 (gene rt). NCBI's taxonomy places the organism in Eukaryota, Metazoa, Arthropoda, Insecta, Orthoptera, Acrididae. Gene Ontology annotation, molecular function: dolichyl-phosphate-mannose-protein mannosyltransferase activity. The record is from RefSeq and is a predicted model, not a curated record. Gene Ontology annotation, cellular component: membrane; endoplasmic reticulum. The transcript is spliced from 13 exons. Bases 1 to 2313 code for a protein of 770 amino acids. Gene Ontology annotation, biological process: protein O-linked glycosylation via mannose.